AUGCAUUCUACCAAACCUGUCACAAGUCCUGGUCGAGGCCAGAGUAGCAUGCGGGUCAACUUACCGCACAUUGGACAGACGCAACGGGAUACGGCAUCGCUUCCGCUUGCCUCUGCACUGGGGACCGCAUGUUCCACUCCGCUUGGCGGUGGGACCGCUGCACCAGGAGCCCCAUACUGGUUGCAGGACAUUACGCACCAGGGCACCUCUCCUUUCAACCCGGAUCCUAGCUCCUACCAGGUUUUCCGUAACGUCAAGGACUUCGGGGCCGUUGGCGAUGGCGUGACGGACGACACCGCCGCUAUCAAUAAUGCGAUCUCUUCAGGAAGCAGAUGUGGUGGAGGUUCAUGUCCCUCUUCCACCGUUACGCCAGCCAUCGUGUUCUUCCCUCAAGGCACUUAUCUGAUAUCGACCCCAAUCAUUGCAUACUACUACACGGUACUCAUCGGAGAUGCGAGGGUACCUCCGACUCUCUUGGCCUCGUCCGGGUUCAGCGGCAUGGCUGUCAUAGAUGCGGAUCCGUACAUCGCGAAUGGCGGCGGCGCGCAAUGGUACACCAACCAGAAUAACUUCUUCCGCAGCGUGCGCAACUUCGUCAUCAACCUCACUCAAAUGCCCGCGUCCACAUCUGCCACCGGUAUCCACUGGCAAGUAGCUCAGGCCACCUCGCUCAUGAACAUCGUCUUCGAGAUGAGCACCGCCUCAGGGAACUCACAUCAAGGUAUCUGGAUGGAGAACGGUAGUGGCGGCUUCAUGGGCGAUCUCGUGUUCAAUGGAGGCAAAUAUGGCAUGUGGGUCGGGAACCAACAAUUUACAGUCCGCAACGUGACCUUCAACAAUGUCAACACCUCGGUUUACGGGAUUUGGAAUUGGGGUUGGACCUUCCAAGGCGUUAAUAUCAACAACUGCCAGGUGGGAUUUGACCUCGAAACAGGCGGUACCACGCAAUCUACGCAGACUGUCGGCGGCGAGGCGAUCAUAGACGCGGUCGUCACCAAUACGCCUAUCUUCGUGCGGUCCUCGGUCGCGACUACCUCCCUCGCUGGCUCGCUCGUGUUGAACAACUGCCAGCUCACCGAUGUGCCCACGGCUGUCGGCAUCGUUGGAGGCGCGGUCGUCCUCGCCGGUGGCACGACGACGAUCACCAGCUGGGGCCGGGGCAACGUCUACUCGGGCACGAGCAGCAGCUUCUCGUUCGAGCAGGGCAAUAUUGCUGCGCCCAGCAAAUCUGGGACCCUGCUGAAUAGCGCGGGGAGAAUAUUCGGGAGAGUGCAUCCGCAGUACGAGGACUAUGCGGUCAGCCAGUUUGUCAGCGUCAAGAGCAACGGUGCCAAGGGCGACGGUGUCACGGAUGACACGACGGCUCUGCAAAAUAUCCUGAACGAGUAUACCGGCUGCGCCAUUGUCUUCUUUGAUGCAGGCACAUACCUGAUCACGAACACUCUGACCAUCCCCGCAGGUACUCAGAUGGUCGGCGAAGCGUGGAGCGUCAUCAUGGGUGGCGGGUCCGCAUUCCAGAACCAGAACAGCCCGACGGUAAUGGUACGCGUCGGUGAGUCUGGCUCGUCCGGCAUCAUGGAGAUCUCGGAUAUCGUGUUCGCUACCCAGGGCCCUGCUCCCGGGGCCAUCGUCGUGGAAUGGAAUAUGAACUCUCCUACCCAGGGCGGCGCUGCGAUGUGGGACUCUCACAUCCGGCUUGGAGGAGCUGCCGGCACGAACCUGGAGGCGGCGACUUGCCCGUCCGGAUCAGACUCAACUUCAUGCUUCGCGGCGUUCCUCGCCCUGCAUCUGACGCCCAGUUCUAACGCCUAUCUUGAAGGUACUUGGGUAUGGCUAGCGGAUCAUGACCUGGACGGUGAUGGUACCUCGCAACUCACCAUCUUCAGCGGACGGGGCAUUCUCUCCCAGUCUGCUGGACCGGUGUGGUUGAUUGGAACUUCUGAGCACCAUACGCUCUACCAAUACAACCUCGCGGGUGCCCAGAAUCAUUACAUUGGUCUGGCACAAACAGAGACGCCGUACUACCAACCCGUCCCAGCAGUACCCACUCCCUUCUCAAUCAACAGUGCCUAUGACGAUCCGUCAUUUCCCUCUGGCCUGACUUCAGCAUGGGCGCUGAGCGUGUCAUCAUCAAGCGACAUCAUCCUGUUCGGAGCCGGAUUCUACAGCUUCUUCCAGAAUUACAGCCAGAGCUGCUUGACUGGAUCGACAUGCCAAAGUCAGCUCGUCAACAUCGACUCCGCGUCGUCGAUCAGCAUCUACAGCCUGGCGACGGUCGGUGUGACAUACCAGCUGAGCGUGAACGGCGCGGGAGUCAUCCCCGAGAGCCAGAACGUGAACGGGCUCCAGUCGACUGUGACUGUGUGGACCCAGUGA
Sparassis crispa is the source of this 2376-nucleotide messenger RNA. RefSeq names its product Glucan 1,3-beta-glucosidase. The coding region runs from base 1 to 2376 and encodes 791 amino acids. The transcript is spliced from 23 exons. The record is from RefSeq and is a predicted model, not a curated record. Lineage: Eukaryota; Fungi; Basidiomycota; Agaricomycetes; Polyporales; Sparassidaceae.